GACUAAGUUGUUCUUCCGGGGUGAGUGCCUCUUCCAGGGCGAGCGGUGUGGUGCACGCAUUGCUGUGUUCUAACUCCCUCAGGGGCUGUGUUGUCGCACUUUCUGCUGCUAUGAGCUUCCUCAAAAGUUUCCCGCCGCCUGGGCCGGCGGAGGGGCUCCUGCGGCAACAACCAGACACCGAGGCUGUGCUGAACGGGAAGGGCCUCGGCACUGGUACCCUUUACAUCGCUGAGAGCCGCCUGUCUUGGUUAGAUGGUUCUGGAUUAGGAUUCUCACUGGAAUACCCCACUAUUAGUUUACAUGCAUUAUCCAGGGACCGAAGUGACUGUCUAGGAGAGCAUUUGUAUGUUAUGGUGAAUGCCAAAUUUGAAGAAGAAUCAAAAGAACCUGUUGCUGAUGAAGAAGAGGAAGACAGUGAUGAUGAUGUUGAACCUAUUACUGAAUUUAGAUUUGUGCCUAGUGAUAAAUCAGCAUUGGAGGCAAUGUUCACUGCAAUGUGCGAGUGCCAGGCCUUGCAUCCAGAUCCUGAGGAUGAGGAUUCAGAUGACUACGAUGGAGAAGAAUAUGAUGUAGAAGCACAUGAACAAGGACAGGGGGACAUCCCUACAUUUUACACCUAUGAAGAAGGAUUAUCCCAUCUAACAGCAGAAGGCCAAGCCACAUUGGAGAGAUUAGAAGGAAUGCUCUCUCAGUCUGUGAGCAGCCAGUAUAAUAUGGCUGGGGUGAGGACAGAAGAUUCAAUAAGAGAUUAUGAAGAUGGGAUGGAGGUGGAUACCACACCAACAGUUGCUGGACAGUUUGAAGAUGCAGAUGUUGAUCACUGAAAAUGAUUUAUGCAGGUUUAAGAUUCUGCUCCUAACUGUAGGAGAGAACUUGGUGCCUCUUCCACUCUGGAGUGAAGUUGAUGAAAGUCUUUUUCCUUUUCCACAAUCCAACCUGAACCAGUUCCUUCUUGAGACAGACUAUACUGAGACAAUAAGUUGUCACCAGCAGAAGAUAGAUAAUAUGACCUUUAUUAACUUGAUGAAUUAACUUAACCAAGAGGGUAUUUGUAGUUUAUUAUUUACCCCAAAACUUUCUGUGUCUGGGUACCCUCUGAGUAGGCCUAUAAUUUCUGCCUUGACUGUGUGCAUCUUUUGUAAGCUAGCAGAUUUAUGUGGUGAAAAUGCACAGGAGCUUGGUGUAGGUAGACUGGGUAGGAAAGAGAGAGCUCCUUUUGCCAUGUUUUACCAGUCUGCUCUUAUAAACUCUUAGGUUAUAUCCUUUAAUUUCCAGCCUUUUAGGUUAGUUUCUGUAACAGAGCAAGUGAGUCUUGGAUGAAGUCCUCAAAGUACUUCAAGUGGUAGUUGUUUUGUUUUUGUAAUAGCUUAACAAAUAAACCUAGGUUUUCUAUAUUA
This is a messenger RNA of Macaca mulatta (Rhesus monkey), 1397 nucleotides long. RefSeq names its product chloride nucleotide-sensitive channel 1A (gene CLNS1A). Gene Ontology annotation, biological process: mRNA cis splicing, via spliceosome; cell volume homeostasis; chloride transport. Gene Ontology annotation, cellular component: cytosol; spliceosomal complex; plasma membrane. The record is from RefSeq and is a predicted model, not a curated record. NCBI's taxonomy places the organism in Eukaryota, Metazoa, Chordata, Mammalia, Primates, Cercopithecidae.